AUGGCCCAGACUGUUUCUGAACUUGAGCUCACAAUACGACAGUUACGUAGAGAAACGAGUCUUACGACAUCGCAGUUAAUGGCUGCUCGCGAUAACCAGCAGACGUCUAUAGACCAAGCGUUGAAGGACAUCAAUGGACUGUCUUCCGCUCAGGCUCGCUCGUUGGCUAAGUCGAAAUUUGUUGUAGACGAUGCACUCGUUAAGCAACUUGCGGUGCUGACUCAGAUUCAGACUCACAAUCGGGAUACCGCCACAAUAUUGCGCUCGCUAGGUGUAUCGCUGGCCGAUAUUGCUUCUUUCGUCCAGAAACUGCAGCUAGAGCAUGGCUAUCAAACCAAGAGCGGAACUUCUGAAGAGGUAGACGCACUUCGUAUGGUGGCACUGCGACUGCAGACGCUACCGGAGCUCGCGGACACGCGUGCGUAUAUGGCAUUCGGCGCUCAGCCGGGAGCCCUUACCUCGCUUCCUUGUAAAGAUAAUCUGUACAUCAAUCCCUGA
Pleurotus ostreatus (oyster mushroom) is the source of this 498-nucleotide messenger RNA. RefSeq lists its product as uncharacterized. The coding region runs from base 1 to 498 and encodes 165 amino acids. NCBI's taxonomy places the organism in Eukaryota, Fungi, Basidiomycota, Agaricomycetes, Agaricales, Pleurotaceae. The transcript has 3 exons. The record is from RefSeq and is a predicted model, not a curated record.